Molecule: messenger RNA, 899 nt
Organism: Uranotaenia lowii
Lineage: Eukaryota; Metazoa; Arthropoda; Insecta; Diptera; Culicidae
Gene: Coq8
Product: atypical kinase COQ8A, mitochondrial
Biological process (GO): ubiquinone biosynthetic process
Cellular component (GO): extrinsic component of mitochondrial inner membrane
Molecular function (GO): kinase activity
Source: RefSeq, a predicted model, not a curated record
AUGAGUGGCGAGGAUGCUGCUCCAGACGGAGCAGCAUCAGUACUUAACCUCAAUCAACCGAUACUAAAUCCAGGACAAGAAAGGAUGGAAGAAGACAUGGAAACAACCAGCAGAGGAAAGGAUCACGUCGACGCAGCAAAGCUUUCUUGGGAGGUGGAUUACAUCCGAGAAGCAGAGUAUACCGAACAUUUUCGGGAGAUGAUCGUUCAUAUGCCCGAAUUCAGAGUACCAAAAGUCAUUAAAAGUUUGACUUCUAAGAAUGUCAUUACAACAGAAUUAGUUCCAGGAGUUCCGAUGGAUAAAUGCUUUGACCUGAGCCAAGAGCAUCGUAAUCACAUCGCACGGGCGGUGAUGAAGCUGUGUCUGAGUGAGCUGUUCACGUUCCGCUGCAUGCAAACAGAUCCCAACUGGUCCAACUUCCUGUACGAUUCUAACACGAAACAGAUCAUGUUGAUCGAUUUUGGGGCCACGCGAUUCUACUCAAAACCGUUUAUGGACGAUUAUAUGAGGGUAAUCGAAGCCGCCACUCGCAACGAUCGGCAGCAAAUCUUGGAGCUUUCCCGAAAGAUGGGAUUCCUGACCGGAUAUGAAUCGCCGGCUAUGGAAAAUGCCCACAUAGACGCGGUGCUCAUCCUGGGUGAAGUGUUCAGCGUCGAGGGAGAAUUCGAAUUCGGACGGCAGAGUACGAAAAAAAUAGCGGCCCUCGUUCCAGUCAUGAUAGCCGAACGGCUUUGCCCUCCCCCAGAAGAAAUCUACUCCCUGCACCGAAAGUUAUCUGGGGUGUUUCUGUUGUGCGCCCGGCUGAAUGCCAAAAUCGAUUGCAAACCGCUGUUCCACGAAAUCCACAAACAGUACCAAUUCGGAUAAGCUUGCUAAUAAAGGGCUUUAUUGGUAGCGUA